This is a messenger RNA of Heterobilharzia americana, 1962 nucleotides long. NCBI's taxonomy places the organism in Eukaryota, Metazoa, Platyhelminthes, Trematoda, Strigeidida, Schistosomatidae. The record is from the annotation of a GenBank genome assembly.
AUGAGUAAACGUGCAAAAAAUUAUCCUGAUCCUGUGGAAGUAAUUAAAAAACAUGGAGCUGAUCCAUUACGCUUAUAUUUAAUCAAUUCACCAGUUGUUCGAGCUCAAAAUCUACGAUUCAAUGAAUCUGGUGUACAUGAAGUUGUUAAAGAUGUAUUUCUUCCAUGGUGUAAUGCAUUACGUUUUUUAAUUGAGUCUUCAAUUUUACCAUAUCAAAAAGCAACUCAUCAAUCCUUCAUUGUGAAACCGGAUGAAUUUCCGGUGACAAAUAAUUUUAUGGAUCGUUGGAUUUUAUCAUUUACACAAAGUUUAAUACUCUUUGUACAUGAAGAACUUUCGGCCUAUCGUCUGUAUACAGUUGUACCGCGGUUAGUAAAGUUUAUUGAUCACUUGGUGAAUUGGUACGUCAGAAUGAAUCGUAAACGUUUGAAGGGAGAUGCUGUUGAAGAUAAGAAUGAUUGGAGAGCUGCUUUACACACUUUGUUAAAAGUACUGUAUCAAAUGACAUGUCUGAUGUCACCGUUCACUCCAUUUAUGACAGAGUUUAUAUAUCAAUACAUGAAAGGCUACUUGGAUUACACUGACAAUUUAAAAGAUGGUGCUUCUCUCCUACCAGGUUAUUCAUCUGAAACCGGUGCUCCAGAUUCAGUUCAUUAUUUACAAGCUCCUGAACCAAAAAUAGAAUUGAUUUCACAUGAAAUUGAAGAUAUUGUCGCAUGGAUGCAAUCUACUGUUGAAUUAGGCCGAAUAAUACGUACUCGGUGUAAUCUACCCCUGAAAGCACCAUUACGUGAAGCUAUUGUUAUUCAUUCUAAUCCUAUUGUUUUGAAAAAUGUGAAAUCUGCACAAGGUUAUAUUAUUGAAGAAUUGAAUGUUCGUGCAUUGACAACAACCAACGAUAAACAUCGUUAUGGGGUUCAACUUCGUGGUAUCUUAAAUCAUAAAACAUUAGGUAUACGCUUAAAGAAUGACUAUAAAUCUGUUGUGAAUGCUGUGAAAGAAAUGUCUACUGAAGAAUUGGAGAAAUUUGUUAAUACUGGUCGUCUAAUUGUCUGUGGACAUGAAUUAUCUGGUGAUGAUUUGUCAGUAGUCUACACCACUGGUAAUGAUACACAUUCAACUUCAUCUAAUAGUUCAAAACUUAAAUCAAACCAAUCAACUGUCAGUAAUCAAAAUCUAUCGAAGUAUGAAACUGCUUCUGAUACAAAAGGUCUACUUGUAAUAUUGGAUACAACACCAGAUCCUGAGUUAGAGAAUGAACGCUUAGCUAGAGAACUUGUGAAUCGUAUUCAAAGGACACGUAAAAAGGCUGAACUUAUUCCUGAAGAUCCGAUUGUGAUUGUUGCAGUGACGGAUUUAGAUGCCUAUCAUAAUGUGGCUAGUCCAGAUGGUAGUUAUGUGAAUUUCAUACAGUCAACUAUCAAACAACCAUUCAUUAUAAUGAGACAGUCCUUGAAUGCAAAUAAUGGGGACAGGGUAGCGGUGGCGACGGCUGCAACGAUUAUGAAGAGUGCCAGUGUUGUUAUACCUGAUGGCUGGGAAUUAGGUCGAGAAAUUAUCCAUGAAACAGUUUCAAUCCCACCGGAUAAUAUAGAUCUUAUUAUCUUCUCACGUAAACAAUGUUCUAAUGUCGAUAGUGAUGUUCAUUGUGGUGUUCAGAAGAUUAUGGAGAAUGCUACCCGACAUCAACAACAACCAGUGUUUGUUACAGUGAUCAAUCAUGUUAACAGUCUACAAACUAUCAAAGUUCAACUAAGAGAUACUAAUAAUCAUUGGCUUGUACAAAAUGUUGAUGAUUUGUUAAGAAAGGUGAAAUGUGUUUUCGGUUGGUUGAAUAGUGUCAAUUUACAUUUGUAUACUUUAAAUUAUGAUGAUAAUUCAAAAGGAUUGAAACAAUUAGUACAUCUUCCAGCUAACCAGUUAAUCUCUUUGAACGGAACUACUUUGUAUGCUGCACCUUAA